Molecule: messenger RNA, 1176 nt
Organism: Setaria italica (foxtail millet)
Lineage: Eukaryota; Viridiplantae; Streptophyta; Magnoliopsida; Poales; Poaceae
Product: GATA transcription factor 2
Exons: 1
Coding region: 1-1176 (391 amino acids)
Biological process (GO): regulation of DNA-templated transcription
Molecular function (GO): zinc ion binding; sequence-specific DNA binding
Source: RefSeq, a predicted model, not a curated record
AUGCGCGAACACAGGUUUCUCUACGACUUCCCCGAUGUCGCCGACUGCGAGGGCUCGUGUGUCGGCGGCGGCGGCCCACCGUGCCUCCUCCACGCCGGGCUCUGCUGCCCCGACGACCCGCUGGAGACCAUCAUGGACAAUCCCGACGUCUUCAGCGACGACCUGCUGGAGGACCUUUUCAUAGCCGCCGCGCUGCCGCCGCCGCACCGGGGGUGGCUGCCCAUCACCAUCGGUGGCGGCGGCGAACGGGUCGUCGACGUGGACGGUGCCGACGUGGGGUACCGGGACCGGGGCGGCGCUUCCUCUGAUGAUGGCGCGCCACGGCUGCCGGCGGCGCACGCCGCAAUGUCGGCGGACGACAGCUCAUGGACUACGUCCAGUGUGGCGACCAAGUCGCCGCCGUCGUCACGGCUGCCGGCGCACGCCGCGAUGUCGGACAGCUCAUGGACUCCGUCCAGUUUGGAGACCGAGUCGCCGCCUCCGCCGCCGCCACGGAUGCCGGUGCACGCCGCCGCAUUGUCGGACAGCUCAUGGGCUCCGUCCAGUUUGGAGACCGAGUCGCCGCCUCCGCCGCCGCCACGGAUGCCGGUGCACGCCGCCGCAUUGUCGGACAGCUCAUGGGCUCCGUCCAGUUUGGAGACCGAGUCGUCGCCGCCGUCUGUCUCGCGGCUCGUUGUGCCGAGGAAGAAACGGGACAGCUCCGUCAAGCGCGGCAAGCGGUUGUGGUCGCUGGAUAUCCCAAACGUCCCCGCAUCUAGCGACAACUCUAGCGGCCGUGAUGACGGGGAUCAGGACGGCCGCCGCAACAUCAUCCACGGUGGCGGCGGCGGUGUCCGCCAGCGCCUCCUUAUUGCACGGCCGCCGAGGAACAGUAGAACUCAGAGGGCGUGCAGCCAUUGUGCCAGCACGGAGACGCCGCAAUGGCGUGCAGGACCGGACGGGCCGGGCACGCUAUGCAACGCGUGCGGCAUCCGCUACAAGAUGAACAAGCUACUGCCCGAGUACCGGCCGUCGACGAGCCCUAGCUUCCGGAGUGACAAGCACUCCAACCGCCACAGGAAGGUGGUCAAGCUAAGGGAGAAGGUAAAAGUAGAGAAGAUUGUCAAUAUGCCACUAGCGCCUGCAGAUUGUGGUGGUGAUUUCAUGGAUGUUUGUAAAUACAUAUCGACAGGUUAA